Poeciliopsis prolifica (blackstripe livebearer) is the source of this 6169-nucleotide messenger RNA. RefSeq names its product serine/threonine-protein kinase PAK 3. Gene Ontology annotation, cellular component: cytoplasm. The transcript is spliced from 16 exons. Gene Ontology annotation, molecular function: ATP binding; protein serine/threonine kinase activity. The record is from RefSeq and is a predicted model, not a curated record. The coding region runs from base 311 to 2038 and encodes 575 amino acids. NCBI's taxonomy places the organism in Eukaryota, Metazoa, Chordata, Actinopteri, Cyprinodontiformes, Poeciliidae. Gene Ontology annotation, biological process: regulation of actin cytoskeleton organization; regulation of MAPK cascade; regulation of axonogenesis.
ACCUCUGCUGUCUCCUCCCCUGGACCUGCUGCCCGCAUUAAUAUUCAGCCCGUCAGCCAAUCAGCCCAGCUGGGUGGAUGACAUCAUGGGCUAGGGAACAGCGAACAGCCAGUGAAGCAUCCAGCCUGCCGAGCAAGCUUUGCUUUUAGGGUCAGGAACUGGUCUGACAAGAGAAUGGCAGUCCUGCCUUUAAACUGUCACUAGGACUGCACGGCUGACGAUGAAUCCAGCGGGACUCCAGGCCCAAAGGCGAGACACCGAGCAGGAGAAUGUGAAGACAUAUUUCAGGAUCUUGUGAGUGCUACUAAAGAUGUCUGAUAGUGUCGAUAUUGAAGAGAAGCCACCAGCCCCCCCCUUGAGAAUGAACAGUAAUUCCCGAGACUCUUCAUCAGUGAAUCACGCAUCUAAACCACUUCCAAUGGCUCCUGAGGAAAAGAACAAGAAAGCUCGCCUGCGCUCCAUCUUCCCCGGAGGAGACAAAACGAACAAAAAGAAGGAAAAAGAACGUCCAGAGAUAUCCUUACCCUCAGACUUUGAACACACAAUCCAUGUCGGCUUCGAUGCUGUUACAGGAGAAUUUACAGGAAUCCCAGAGCAGUGGGCACGGCUCCUGCAGACCUCAAACAUCACCAAACUGGAGCAGAAGAAGAAUCCACAAGCUGUGAUCGACGUGCUGAAGUUCUACGACUCCAAAGAGACCGUCAACAACCAGAAAUACAUGAGCUUCACCUCGGGAGACAAGACAGCGCAUGGAUACAUUGCAGCAAACACUCUGAACCGACUGCUGUCUUCUGGGCCUCCUGUCAGCCUUAGAACCUGCAGCGCAUUAUUUGACAAGGGUGCCAAAACGUCAACAACAGAACCCCCGAUUGCUCCACCCGUUUCAGAAGAGGAGGACGAGGAGGAAGAAGAAGAGGAGGAGGAAGAUGAAGACGAGGACGACGAUGACGAGCUGCCCCCGGUCAUCGCCCCUCGACCUGAGCACACCAAAUCUAUCUACACGCGCUCCGUCAUGGACCCACCAAAGCCUCCCGCCCCGGUCAAAGAAGAGUCAACUCCACCAGAGUCGCAGGUUCAGCCUGACAACACCUCCAACACGAUGUACCGCCACACCGACCGGCAGAGGAAGAAGUCCAAGAUGACAGAUGAGGAGAUCCUGGAAAGACUCAGGAGUAUCGUCAGCGUGGGGGAUCCCAAAAAGAAAUACACACGCUUUGAGAAAAUAGGACAAGGAGCGUCUGGCACUGUUUACACUGCCAUCGACAUAGCAACUGGUCAAGAGGUGGCCAUCAAGCAGAUGAACCUGCAGCAACAACCCAAGAAGGAGCUGAUCAUCAACGAGAUCUUGGUGAUGAGGGAAAACAAAAACUCCAACAUAGUGAACUACCUGGACAGCUACCUGGUAGGAGACGAGCUGUGGGUGGUGAUGGAGUAUUUGGCUGGAGGCUCGCUGACGGAUGUUGUGACUGAGACCUGUAUGGAUGAGGGCCAGAUCGCCGCCGUCUGCAGAGAGUGUCUCCAAGCUUUGGACUUUCUACACUCCAACCAGGUUAUCCACAGAGACAUAAAAAGUGACAACAUCCUCUUGGGGAUGGAUGGAUCCGUGAAGCUCACCGAUUUUGGCUUCUGCGCGCAGAUCACUCCGGAGCAGAACAAGCGCAGCACGAUGGUGGGAACCCCAUACUGGAUGGCACCGGAGGUGGUGACCCGAAAGGCUUACGGACCAAAAGUGGACAUCUGGUCUCUGGGAAUCAUGGCGAUAGAAAUGGUGGAGGGAGAGCCACCUUAUCUGAACGAGAAUCCACUCAGGGCACUUUACCUGAUAGCAACCAACGGUACUCCAGAGCUGCAGAACCCUGAAAGGCUGUCAUCGGUGUUUAGAGACUUCCUCAACCGCUGUCUGGAGAUGGAUGUGGACCGCAGAGGCUCCGCCAAGGAGCUGCUGCAGCAUUCCUUCCUCAAGCUGGCGAAGCCUCUUUCCAGCCUGACGCCUCUGAUUGUAGCUGCUAAGGAAGCCAUAAAGAACAGCAGUCGCUGAGGGUGGGGCUCCCUGUCCAAGCCAAAGGCUGGAGCGCUGCCGCUGAUGCGUUGCUUCAUGACAGCAGGGGUUUGGGUGAACAGAGCGGGUUUGUGUGACUGACAGUGACAGCACAAGGGCAUGAGACCCUCCCCCAGCCGCCGCCACUCGUCCUCCAGGCCUCGUCUGUGGGACGGACAUCUGGCUUUGCAGCCUCUCGGCCACGCUGCUGAAAAAACAGACCUUGCCUCCUUGUUUACUUCUCCAGCACUGUACAUGUAGAGCAGUCUAUCACAAGUAUGUCAAAAAUGUGUGUGUGUGUGUGGUGUGUGUGGGUGUGUGUGUGUGUGUAUGCGUGCGUGUGUAAACAAACCGUGCACUUCUGUUCACAUCAUGUCUUGUUUUGGGGCAAAUCGCUCCCUAAACAUCUAAGGAAAAAUAGUUUAGGUAAAAGUGAGAAGAAAAGGUGCUUAUUCUCCAGAGUAAAAAUAAAAAGCUACUGCAGCAGUGAAACGGAGAAACUAAAAUUUCUUCCCCAUCUCGGGUUAGGAUUGGCUCCCUUCCCUCUCGGUUUGGACCCGACAUCAGCCUGCAUGACCGUGGUUCUGUGAAGAAGCACCGCUAACCCUCUGCAGAUCGCCUCCUCUGCUGUGUGUCCUGUGUUGGUGUGUGUGAGUGAAUGUGGGAAUGCAACUACUGGAAGAGGAAAACAGAUUCAGGAAGGAUUUCUCCAUGACUCAUGAAAGCUUUAAUACCGAUUCCAAAAUCAAUUUCUGCAGUUCUUAUACAUUAUUUCUGCUCAACCUCUUUUUGCAAUUAAUUUUUUUGCUGUUUUAAUCACUGGACAUAAAUUCAAUUUCAUUUUUAAAUUUGGUUUAUUUUAAAUUUCAUUUUGAAUAUGUAAAGUCUUCAUUAUUUAUAAUAUGAACAUUCUGACACAAACUAUCAUUUUAAACAUUGUUACUCCUAAUUUUUUAGCAUUGGUGUUUUGUUUUUUUUGUUGUUUUCAUACAGUGCGAUGCAAAAAGCCUUUCCACAUUUUGUCAUGUUGCAAACAUCAGUUUUGUAUAUUUAAUUUUGACUUUAUUUAUUAUGCAUAAUUGUGAAGUUGAAGGAAAAUGAUCAGUGGUUUGCAGGUACAAGGUGCCAUUGAGCAGAUUUACUUCCUGCAUUGUCCUAUUUUUAGCUCCAUGUCUCUAAAAUGUCUUCUUAUCGAUUUGCUUUUCUUUUUAGUCCAGCUGGAUUAUCAUAUCUUAGUAGCUGGACUCCUUGACUUAUAGGAACAUAAAUGCUGCAUAAAAAAGGCACAUUACACUUUUAAUACAUAUAUUUUUAAUUGUAAGCUGUGCAUUUUUUUUCCUUCUGCUUCCACAAUCAUGCGCUACAGUCUUGUAUUUAUAACAUGACGCUUGUGGUUAUAAAAUGACAAAAUAUGAAAACGGAUUCAGUGAUUUGAAUACUUUUUAGAACAUCUGAUAUGGUUUGGAUGAAUUACAAAAAAAGUGAUGAAUUAAGAAGAUGAUAAUCCUGAAUUCAAUCUAAAGUCCAGGAUUCUCAUCUGUCCUCAAACUGUGAGCAGAAAAUGAAAUCCAGUAGAAAUAUGUCUCAUUUACAAAACAACAAAAUGACACGUCUUUUUAUUAUAAUUUUAGUUUUCCUUCUGAAUGUUAAUAUUAGAGGAAGCCUGGUCAGGUGAAAAACUUCACGUCCUUCUGACAUAAAAUCUAAGUUGCUUCUCGUCCAAGCUUUACUUUUUCCCCCCAAUGUGUAUUUUGACGCAUUUCUCAUCACAUUUUGUUGUUAGUUUUCAAAUAUGUGACAGAUUUGAGAGAGGUGGGCGUUAUCCGCCUCUCUGUUAUCCGCCUCUGGAGUGUCGUUCUUAUAAUCGUACUCAUUCCUCUCAUACCUGGUUUAGAGUUGAAAUAGUACAAAGCUUUUUUUCCGUCUGUGGUUGCAUUCACUAGUUUCCUCCGAAAUUUCCUCCACCUACAAUGCCGUGAGAAACUCGCAUGAACUCAUCCUCGACUUGAAUGUUGUGUUAACAUCAGGCUUUGAAACAAGUCAACUGUUCCUCCUGCUUCAUACUUUUUAUAGCCACCAACAAGCUGCUACCAUAAAUCUGUCUGAAUAAUUGAUCACUUCUCUAAGCAGAACUGGAAGACUUCAUUUAAAACACAGACUCUGAUUUUUGGGAUGUCUUUAAAACCAGGGACUUCGGGGUUGUGUUUCCUAAAGCUUAAUGUCAAUCAGUUUUAUUUGUUCCAAACCCAUUUUGGUGUUCAAAUGGCAUCCUCUCAGUCUGUGUUCAUGUAAAGAGUUCAGUGACACCAGCUGAUUUACCUGAGACUUGUUCCAACAGCACAAAGGCCCCGAAUACACAUAAAACUGGUUUUGGAAUAAAUUAAAUAGACUAACAUUUACUUCCUGGAAUGUUUCUGAAAGGGAACUUGAAGAAAUUUGCUAGGGCUGAGCAAUAAAUCAAUAACAAUAUAUAUGGUGAUGGACACUUGAUCAAUACGUCAGAUGAAAUGUUGAUAAUUUCACAGAACUCUUUUCCAGAACCGCACAGAAUUCUGGGAGAUGUGGGCAAAUAAAAGGCUUUAGCCUCUCAUUCAGUCUUUGGUUACUGAGCAACAACCUGUUGCGUAAGAGUCGCUGCAGCAGUUUCAGGUUUAGCCUGAAAAUUGUGGAUGAAAAGGGAAAAGUCCCAUCAACAGUUUGGCAUCAUUUCAGAUAUUUAAACCAGAAAACAAACAAAUAAUCAUCAAUAUCAACUGAUAUGAAAAUGUCCAAUGGUGAUACGAUUUUUAAACACAUUGUCAAAACCCAAGGCCAUAUUUUGAAAACCAGAUCUAUGGUAGGACACAAGUUCUGUCAGAACCUUGUUAGUGGCUACAGAAAGAAUGCAGUGAAUAAACGACCAAAAAGAACAACGUUCCAGCUGAUGAGUAGAUGCACAUUUCUUCCCGGCAUUGUAGCUCCCCUGUGUGAAUGUGGGUCUGUUUGUGUAAUGAUGAUGAUGAUGGGGGCUGCCUCAAUCUGCACUAAAAGAUGCCUCACUCCUGCUUUCCACCUUACCUUUGAGGUGCAGGGUAGCUGCUCAGAAACAUUGUACCUCCUCUGUACAGAAGAUGCAGGAGAGGCGACAGACCUGAGGACGCAGCAGAUUCCAUGCAUGUGAAAACAAACUGUGCACUGUUAUCUCCUGAAACACAUAGGCUGGGAUUGUUAGGGUAUGUAUGUAUGUAAAUAUGGCAGGUCCUCUCCCCCUGCCCUCCCUGUCUGUUUUUCAGAACUGUGUAACUUAAGCUGAUAAUAAUUCAGGUGACUCGUAUGGUACCGAUAAAUGUUCUGCACCCUGGGAAUUGAAAAAAAAAAAAAAAACAACAACCAAAAAACAGAGAAAGUCCAACCCACACGCCGCUUCUCCCGGAUCCGCCUCUUUGGGCGGGGGGCUCUACAGCAGACAGUUCAUCUGUGGAGCGAGCCGCUGACCCCGGCUCUCUGUGUGCGGGCCCACACAGUCAGUCCAGGCCGAGCGCGGCUGCCCUCCUCCUCCUCUUCUCCCUCCUCUGUCGCUGCGUGUGGCCUGUCGGAAAGCCUCCCCGGCCCUGGGACGAUUUGGCCUUUCUAACCCUUGUACAGGUCUGAACUAUGAGCACAAAGGUGAACUUCGGGACAGGAGACCCCACUGACGUGCCCACCCACACCCACACCCCAUCCUUCCCUUCCCACUUUUCUGUGGUUGCUCCUGUACAUUCCUAUCUUCUGAAUGUGUAAACCUGUACACGUGGUGUGAAAAAUUCCUCUAUUAAUGUGUAUCAAGAGAAUGGAACAAAGACAAACAAUGUUACUUUUUAAAUUAUUAUCUUUAUUAUUAUUAUUAUUACUCUUAUUACUGUCUAGCUUUGUAAAACUGCUGAUCUAUCCGGCGUACCUCGGCAGACCUUUCCCCGUCUUUGAAAAAAAAAAAAAAAAGGACGCAAGAAUCGGGGGAGAGAAAUGAGGUUUUGGAUAAACUAUUUUUAACUGUGGUUGAAGCAAUAGACUUUUUGAACUUUGAAUCGUGCAUGGCUGUGUCCUGAGUGUAAAAAUACAAAAUAUUGCAGUUUGGGAACUGGAUUGAAAAUAAAAAGAGGAGGAAAAACAAGA